AUGCACGUGUCAAGCGUCGCAAAACCUUUGUCUUCUAAACCAAAUCCAUUCGAUUCUGACUCAGACUCUGAAUUUACCUCGAGGCCUGCAAGAGCAUCAUCUUCCAAUUCAGUUGAUCCUGGUGCCAAUGGCCGAUACAAGAAUGAGUUCCACGAUUCAGGCGGGUUCGAUAACCAAUCCGUGCAAGAGCUGGAGGUCUACGUUGCAUACAAGGCCGAGGAGACCACUCAAAAAGUGAACGUCUGCCUUCGGCUCGCUGAAAACAUCAAGGAGGAUGCUACCAACACUAUGAUCGCCUUGCACAAGCAGGGUCAACAGAUGAAUAGGACCCAUGAAACUGCUGCAAACAUUGACCAGGACCUUAGCAGGAGUGAGACACUUCUGGGAAGCCUUGGAGGGUUCUUCGCAAAAACCUGGAAGCCCAAGAAAACCAGGCAAAUAAAGGGAUCAUCAGUUAUCUCGAGAGAUGAUUCCUUCAAAAGAAGGGCUAACCACCUAGAGCAGAGAGAAAAAUUAGGAUUGUCUUCAAGCCCCAGAGGGAAGUCAGAUCCUCAAAAGUAUUCUGAUCCUACCAACGCCAUGGAGAAGGUUCAGGUGGAGAAAGAUAAUCAAGACAAUGCCCUUUCUGAUCUUAGCGAUGUCCUGGGACAGCUCAAGGGCAUGGCUCUCGAUAUGGGCUCAGAAAUCGACAUGCAAAACAAAGCCAUGGACGGUCUACAAGAUGACGUGGAGGAACUCAACUCCAGGGUGAAAGGAGCCAACCAGCGUGCACGCCGUUUGCUUGGGAAAUAA
Molecule: messenger RNA, 792 nt
Organism: Triticum aestivum (bread wheat)
Lineage: Eukaryota; Viridiplantae; Streptophyta; Magnoliopsida; Poales; Poaceae
Product: SNAP25 homologous protein SNAP33-like
Exons: 5
Coding region: 1-792 (263 amino acids)
Cellular component (GO): SNARE complex; plasma membrane
Molecular function (GO): SNAP receptor activity
Source: RefSeq, a predicted model, not a curated record